AUGAAAAUGAGAAAUCACACCAUAGUGAAUGAAUUCAUCUUGCUGGGCAUCCCUGAGACACAGGGCCUGGAGACAGCCCUGUUCUUCUUGUUCUCAUCAAUAUAUUUAUGUACCCUCCUGGGAAACAUGCUCAUUCUUACUGCCAUCAUCUCCUUUACUCAGCUCCACACCCCCAUGUACUUUUUCUUGGGAAACCUCUCCAUCUUUGGCCUGGGUUUCUCUUCAACAACUGCUCCCAAGAUGUUGUCAUACCUUUCAGGACAGAGUAGAAAUAUCUCUUUUCAAGGCUGUGCUGCCCAGCUCUUCUUCUACCAUUUCCUGGGCUGCACAGAGUGUUUCCUGUACACUGUGAUGGCCUAUGAUCGCUUUGUUGCUGUAUGCUUUCCUUUGAGAUACAUGGUCCUCAUGAGCCACAGGGUGUGCUCUUCCUUGACCACAGGGACUUGGUUGAGUGGCUGUGUCCAUGCCAUAAUCCUGACCUCCCUCACCUUCCAGUUACCCUAUUGUGCCUCCAACAAAGUGGGCUACUACUUCUGUGAGAUGCCUGCAGUGUUACCUCUAGCCUGUGAGGACCCAUCUCUAGCUCAGAGGGCAGGUUUCACAAAUGUUGGUCUUUUGUCUCUCAUUUGUUUUUUUCUCAUUCUUGUUUCCUACACUCGUAUUGGGAUUUCCAUAUCAAAAAUUCACUCAACAGAGGGCAGACAGCGCGCCUUCUCCACUUGCAGUGCCCAUAUCACAGCCAUUGUUUGUGCCUAUGGGCCAGUCACCAUCAUCUAUCUACAACCCAGUCCCAGUCCCUUGCUUGGUGCCAUAGUCCAGAUUUUGAACAAUCUUGUAACUCCCAUGCUGAACCCACUGAUCUAUAGCCUGAGAAAUAAGGACGUAAAAUCAGCCUUGAGCAAUCUGUUUCCCAAGAGAAGCCUUGCUCUGGGAAGUAAAUGA
Castor canadensis (American beaver) is the source of this 942-nucleotide messenger RNA. Its product is annotated as putative olfactory receptor 10D4. Gene Ontology annotation, biological process: G protein-coupled receptor signaling pathway. Gene Ontology annotation, cellular component: membrane. NCBI's taxonomy places the organism in Eukaryota, Metazoa, Chordata, Mammalia, Rodentia, Castoridae. Gene Ontology annotation, molecular function: G protein-coupled receptor activity; olfactory receptor activity. The record is from RefSeq and is a predicted model, not a curated record.